Patiria miniata (bat star) is the source of this 3453-nucleotide messenger RNA. Its product is annotated as L-methionine gamma-lyase-like. The record is from RefSeq and is a predicted model, not a curated record. Gene Ontology annotation, molecular function: carbon-sulfur lyase activity; pyridoxal phosphate binding. Gene Ontology annotation, biological process: transsulfuration. The coding region runs from base 1 to 1293 and encodes 430 amino acids. Gene Ontology annotation, cellular component: cytoplasm. The transcript is spliced from 9 exons. NCBI's taxonomy places the organism in Eukaryota, Metazoa, Echinodermata, Asteroidea, Valvatida, Asterinidae.
AUGGAAGAUGCUCCAAAACCUCGGAGGGUUCCCUCCAGCUUCCAAGACUCGGGCGGAAUCAAGGACCCGAAGACAGAGCUGCGUCGGGAUGAGGAGAUGCACAGGUUUGACUCGGAGACGAGUCUUGAGACGAAGGCCGUGUGCUCCCAGUCCAAGCUGAAGGGCCUGGAGUUGACUACGCCCCUGGUGCCUUCCAUCAGUGUGGCCUCGACGUUUAGCAUCAACAAAGUGGACGAGUACAUGGAAUGUUUGAGAGAUGGCUAUAUCUACAGCAGGCUAGCGAACCACUCCUGCGAUUCAGCCGCUCAUGCCAUCAAUUCACUAGAGGGCGGUGUUGGCACGUUGGUGUUCUCAAGCGGCAUGGGAGCCAUCGCGACUACUCUACUGGCUCUGCUUAAAACCGGCGACCAUGUGAUUGCACCAGAUUCAGCCUAUUCUGGUACGUAUGCCAUGAUGAAAAGCGUGCUGCCAAACUACGGCAUCGAGGUGACGUUCGUCAAAGCAUGCGACAUUGAGGAGUACAAAAAAGCCAUCAAACCCAACACCAAGAUAUUUUACGGGGAGACCCCAUGCAAUCCCUGCCUGGCCGUCCUCGACUUGAAGGCAUUUGCUGAUGUCGCCAAGACCGUUCCCUUGGCGAUCAGCGUAGUGGACUCCACCUUCGGCUCGCCGUGUGUGCAGCGCCCUCUGGAGUUUGGAGUGGACAUUUCAAUAAACAGUUGUACCAAGUACAUAGGAGGUCACAGUGACAUCGUGGCUGGUUCCAUGAGCACCAGGGAUGAGGAGAUUCUGUUUGGGGUCGGUGAGUUCCUGAGGCAGACAGGGAACUGUCUGUCGCCAUUCGAUGCUUUCCUGCUGCUGCGCGGUGUGCGCACACUGCCCCUACGGAUGGAGAAGCACAGCCAAAACGGACUGAAGAUUGCACAGUAUCUUGAACAGCAUUCCAAGAUCAGCAAGGUGUACUACCCUGGCCUGCCGUCCCAUCCCCAACACGAGGUAGCCAAGAAACAGAUGUCGGCCUUCGGUGGAAUGGUCGUCUUCGAGGUUGCAGACGGUCUGCAAGCCGCCAAGACACUGGUCGAGUCGGUGAAGCUGAUCACCCUUGCUGUGUCCCUUGGCUCCACCGAGUCCCUCAUCGAGCAUCCGGCUACUAUGACCCACGGUCCUUACCUCAUGACAUCCGAGGACAGGCAGAAAGGGAGCAUAUCGGACGGCCUCAUCAGAUUCAGUGUUGGCAUAGAGAAUGUCGACGACCUGAUCCGGGAUCUUGAGCAAGCUUUGGCCAAGGUCUAGGCCCUAGAGAUGACGUCUGGAUUGAUGGAAGAAAACAAAACGGACAAAUUGCACAAGCUACAUUCGUCAUCUCUUUGAACCAUGCCUAUGAGAUGUGGUCAACACAAUAGCACAGCACGCACAAACUGCAACAAUUGUAAUAAGGUCUACAUGACUGCCGUAAAAAUGGACAAAUAAAUGUUUGACCAUUCUUCUGUAUAUAGCCGCUUUUUCUUAACUUGAGCUUUAUUUUCAACGCCGUUUUCACCACAUAUGACCAAGAGCUUGUAGUUUAGGAAUAUUUUAAAUCAAUUUCAACAUGUCUCUUCGAUUUUGAAAAAAUAUGCCUCUGAAAAAGUGUAAAAAAAAAAUUUUCAGCCCUGUAUUUUUUCUUGAAAUAAUCUGCAGCUUAAGUUUAUUCUUCUGCAGGAAAGGAGAAACGCAUAUCUCCACAAUAUUUUUAAAUCGGAUUUUAUAUUUUCAAUGGUGGAAGGAAAAGAUAUAUUUCAACAUCAUUUUAUCAGGGUUUUUUUUUCUUCAAAAAAUUAAUUUUGUUACAUUUUCUUCCGGUGCACUUUGCGUAGAACCAUUAAGAUAUUUUCUUUUUAUUAUAUUGAUAAGUGAAAUACUGUUCCAGGUAAUAACAAAAACAUUGAUAUCGUGUUUAUUUUUGAAUUCAUGGAUUUUACUUAUUUUAGAAUUAUGCGAAGCAAUCUGAAAUUUGAUUAGGGAUUUCUUUAUGAAAUUUCUUGUGUAACAGUCUGUUUACGUAGGAGAAUUUGUAUUAUUUUUUUUUGUAAACGGAUCAUCCAACUUACAAAAGGUAGGCCCAUGAACACACUUAUUGUAUUCAAAUUUAUUUGUUUAUGAAAUGUCUUGUUUAACAGUAUAUUUAAGUCGGAGAAUUUGUAAUUUUUGUGUCGCCUAAACGAAGCCUUUGGAGACACUAACCAGUCCUUAAUACUGUAUGACCGUAACACACCAGAGGUACUUGUGGGUUACUCGUACAAAGGGAACGGCACCCCACAAGUGAAAUUUUUAGAAAAACGGUACCCCACAAGUGAAAUCUUUAAGAAAAGGGAUAAAAGGACAACAAUGCUCCUACCCCAGAACUCCCAUCUGCUGGGAAACAGAUGGAGGUUCUCAGUGCCGUGCAGCCACACGAUGAAGAUAUCAUCCACAUACCGGAGCCACACACUCGGUUUCUGGUCAGCUGUUAAGGAGUGCUGUCUGUUCAAAUUCUUCCAGGAACAUAAUUGUUGUCUGUAUGUCCCUAUUUCUAAAGAUUUCGUUGUGGGGUGCCCCUUUUCUUCUAAAGAUUUUCCUAGUGGGUUCUGUUCCCUUUGUUCUGAGUAUUCCACAAGUGGUCCAAGGUUAGCACAGUCCAUCCGCUGGGAGGUGGGGGGGGGGAUGUCCGUAUGACGGUAUGAUACCUAACGGUUAACAUUUUUAGUUUAACCUCUUCAUUUUUUUUGUUUCUUCAAAACUUGAAAUUCUUUUGUAUUUUUCAUCCGGUGCCCUUUGUCAAGAACCAUUAAGAGAUUUGCUUUUUAUUAGAUUUAUAAAUGAAAUACGGUUCUAGGUAAUAUUCCAUGUAAUAGUUAUUUUUAAAUUCAUGGAUUUUACUUAUCCGUAUAUUUCAGACAAAAUAUGCAAAGCAUGCCAGAUGAUGUCCCGUCUAAAAUUUGAUUAUUGAUUUCUUUAUGAAAUUUCUUGUGUAACCGUCUAUUUACGUAGGAGAAUUUGUAAUUUUUUUGUAAUGGGGCCCAACAUACAAGAAGGUCGAACACACUUAUUGUAUUCAAAGUUAUUUGUUUAUGGUUUUUUUGACAGUCUAUUUACCUAGGAGAUUUUGUCAUUUUGUUAUAAACGGGUACAACUUACAAGAAGUUUGAACACACUUUAUUGUAUUCAAAGUUAUUUGUUGAUGAUUUUUUUUUAUUUGACAGGCUAUUGUUGCGUAAGAGAUUUUUGUCAUUUUUUUUUAAACAGGUCGAACUUACAAGAAGUUUGAAACCACUUAUUGUAAUCAAAGUUAUUCCAAAUUAUAAUAACCAUUUUAAUCAUCGAUGAUGAAAUAUGACCUGAUAUUUAAAUCUUGUUUUUCAAAAUAUUAUUGAAAUAAUGGGGUUAUGCACCCUUAAGCUGAUUUUCCAUUAAAGAGAAUCAGCAAGAAGUGUC